CCGAUUUCCUUGGAACGCGCUCGUCGAUAUCGACGUUACAAAAAUGAUUGUCCGCCAUGGAACGUUAUGGGCAAUCGCGGUGCUGGUUCUUCUCGCGAGUGUAUCAUUUUCGGAAUCUGUAAAACUGCGAAAACCACGAAAGAGGACCACGGCAAGAACUCCGUAUCAACAAUCCAGGAUUGGAUCGGUAAUCAUAAGAGUGAUGCAUAAAUAUUCUGACGAUGAACUCACGCGUAGUGCAUCGACUGGUUGUACUAACGGAAAUUGUAGAAAUGCGCACAAUAAAUUUAACUUUGAACCUGUCAACGAAGCGAUGUCCGAGAAAGACAAUUUCCUCUCAGACGAGGAAUCGUUGCGUUACGUCGUGCAUCCGGAGAAAUAUGAACAUUUCGUGAUGAGAAAGAAUACAGGACACGCGAAUAGAUACAAAAGGAACUCUACAUUUUCGGAAUUACAUUCAUCAAAUACAAACGAUCGUACAAUGGUUAAUCGUGACGCGAGUGAAGUAUCAAAAAACGUGAAUAAAGGAAAUUUUACGAAAAAAAUAUACAGACUUCCGUUAUACAAAACAGUUUCAUUAAAUCCGUUCAAUAGAUACACAAAGAAUCUUUCGAAAUCUUUAAGUGAAGCAAGAACGAGAAGAAGCCUCACUGUUGAUUAUUCUUCGCAAAGAAACAAUAGUGACAGUGGCGAUGCGAGUGAAGUAUCAAAAAACAUAAAUAAAGGAAAUUUUACGAGAGUUCCGCUAUAUAGAAUAGUUUCAUUAGACGGACUUAAUAGAUAUACAAAAAAUUUGGAAUCUUUAAGCUCAGCAAGCAGAACGAGAAGAAGCCUCACUGUUGAUUAUUCUUCGCAAGGAAACGAUAGUGACAAUGGCGAUGCGAGUGAAGUAUCAAAAAACGUAAAUAAAGGAAAUUUUACGAGAGUUCCGCUAUACAGAAUAGUUUCAUUAGACGGACUUAAUAGAUAUACAAAAAAUUUGGAAUCUUUAAGCUCAGCAAGCAGAACGAGAAGAAGCCUCGCUAUUGACGAUUCCUCGCGAAGAAACGACAAUGACUAUUACGCACAGCGAAAAGCCGUCAUGGACAGAUAUUACGCUCGACAGCGUGAAAUAAACGCGCGAUACGCUAAUCGAACAAGCACGACUCCACGAAAGUACAACAAUGUGUCGCCGACAAGCAACGUUACCUUGUUCAAUCUCGGACGUAUAUAUUCUAAUAAAGAUUCGACGAGGGACACUGCGACUUUUCUUCAUCCAUCCACAAAGAUAGAUCCAAUAUAUAGCAACGAAUCGCGAUACAACAAAAUACCGACGGAACUGGACAGUCGACGAAACUUCGUUCCUGAAAUCGAACCCGGCUUCAAAUCUGAAACGGAUUUGUCUCAGAUGAGAAGCAGUGGUAAUAGCGAAAGAAACGCAUUGGAUUAUUUGGUCACACCCACGCCCUGCACGAAUUUAUCCUCAAAUGGCACUUUCGCGCCGAAAACGCGAUCCAAGCAGGCACAAAAUUACAUCAGUGAAACGGAACAGAACAACGAGGACUUCGUUAACAAUUCAGCAGAUAAGAAUAACACUGAAGGCAACCUACGAUGGGGAAAGUGCGAAGGAAAAAUUGUGUAUCAACACAAUUUGCUUUUAGGAUUAAGGGGUCCUUCGAACCUUGACGCUCUGUUUGAAGUAAUCAUUCAAGGCCCUGUUUGUAUCACUUGCGUAGAAGCGUUGCGAUAUAACGAAACUAGAGCGACUGUCGCAUUGGAUUCCGGAGGCCGUGGAUACGAAUACGCGAAACUGAGGCUACAGGGUUACGAGAACGAAGGGUUUUCCUACAUAAUAAAGGUUUGGGGCAUCAAUAAAAUUGGUGAGGUUUGCGAUAAGUAGCCUAAUCAAGAUAUGAGUAACGUAUAAAAAUAAAUGAGCUAGGUAACACUUAUGUCACACACGUAUAAAAAAAUCAUUAAUACGAAAAAUUAAAUAAUAUUUUUAUAAAUAUAUUGAUUGUUUUAUGACAUUGUUUGUUUAGUAGUCUUACUUUUCGUAUUCAAGAGCAAGUAAUCUUAAAAAACAAGACAAUCUUAACACAUAUGAAAGAUACAUCACAAAAAAUAAAAAAAAUUCUUCAUGAAAGAUAUCUGCGCAAAUGAUCAAAAUAUUAAAGUACUUAUUGUUCUUCUGAUUCAAUAUUAAUGUAGAACGUUAUUAUAGAUAAAAUUGUUCAACUUGUCGAAUAUCUGCAUUGUCAUGUAGAUUGGAGAUUAUACACUCAAACAAUUACAGUUCAAUGUAAUGGCGCAAUCAAUGUACUAAAUUGCACAGCUGUGCCAACAAGUAUUGAUUAUUUCUCAACGUGUAGCAAUAAAGAUUCUUACUUUCUUAAAAAAAAUUAAAGAAAUAAAAGAAGGAAACAAGAAAUUCUAA
Acromyrmex echinatior (Panamanian leafcutter ant) is the source of this 2416-nucleotide messenger RNA. RefSeq lists its product as hypothetical. Lineage: Eukaryota; Metazoa; Arthropoda; Insecta; Hymenoptera; Formicidae. The record is from RefSeq and is a predicted model, not a curated record.